GAGAAAGUGAAAACCCUAGAAAUCUACCCAUCUAAGAAGACGAGAGAAUUACCGUCCGGGCUUGGAAUUGGGGUUAUAAUUUUCCCGCGGGUAAAUAAAUAACCAACCAUGGUUCUGAAUGAGGAUGUGAUCAACAGUCGGCAACGUAUACAGAACACCAAGACAUUGAUCUGUGCUCUGAAUCUCGUCUCAAGAAAUCUACCUCUUCCACAGGAUAUAUUCGAUACCCUCAAUUCUAUCUACUCUCCAGAUCAUGAGGAUGGUGGUGAUCUUGUUGUUGACAGAGAUUCAAUUGCGGAGAAAACUAGGGUUUCUGGUCAUAAUUUGGUGGUGGUUCAAGAGAAUGUCGCCGGUGGUGGUGGUGUCAGAGAUGAUGGUCUUCAGAGGGAGAAAGAUGCUAAGAAUGGGAUGAUCUUGAAUGGAGGAGGGGAUUUGAUGGAAGAAUUUGAGGAUGCACUUGUACAGCAACGGAGAAAUUGCGUGUCUGGCGCCGGGUUAAGAAAAUCUGAAGAAGAUCGUUUAAGAACCAACAUUCAGCAUCGAUUGUCCGAGCUUCAAAAGUUACCUUCAAGUAGAGGAGAAGAUUUGCAGAUGAAGUGCUUAAUUGAGCUUUAUGGGUUGAAGUUAGCGGAUUUACAAAGUAAAGUUCGGUGUAAUGUAAGCGAUGAGUACUGGUUGAGUGAGAAAUGUGCUUAUGCUGACAAGCAAUUGUUUGAUUGGGGGUUAAUGCGAUUGCCUGGUCCUAGGAUGUAUGGUAUUGCAGAUGCGUUUGCUACGGAAAGAGAUGACCGACAGCGGGGUAAGAAGCGAGAUGCUGAGACGGCGUCAAGGAUAGGGGAGGAGGAAAAGAGCCGGAUUGAAAUCAGGCAGAGGAAAUUCUUUGGGGAAAUUCUUAAUGCGUCGCGUGAAUUUCAAAUGCAUGUACAAGCUGUUUUGAAACGCAGGAAACAUAGAAAUGAUUAUGUCCUGACAUGGCACAGACAGCAAACGCAACGUGUUAAGCAACGUCUUACAAGGGAGGAGAAAGAAAGAUUUCAAGCACUGAAAGUUAAUGAUGUGGAGACUUAUGAGAGAUUGGUGAAGGAGAGCAAGAAUGAAAGGUUAACGAUGUUUCUUGGCAAAACUAAUGAUCUUCUUAUGCAGUUGGGAGCUGCUGUUCAAAAGCAGAAAGAUGCAGAACUUGAUUGUUCUAAGAGUGAGAGCCGAGCGGAAUUGGCUCCAGGGGGAGAUGAAGAUAUGCUGGAUGAUUCUGACACCAAUGUGAAGUCAAAUGAUCUACUAGAGGGCCAAUUUCAGUAUGAUUCCGCUAUCCAUUCAAUUCAGGAGUCGAUAACAGCGCAACCAACCAUGCUUGAAGGCGGAGAACUAAGGCCUUACCAGGUAGAAGGCCUUCAAUGGAUGGUUUCUUUGUUCAAUAAUAAUUUAAAUGGCAUGCUAGCUGAUGAGAUGGGACUAGGUAAGACAAUUCAGACCAUAGCCUUAAUUGCAUAUCUCGGGGAGAACAAGAAUGUUACAGGCCCGCAUUUGAUUAUUGCUCCAAAAGCUGUACUUCCUAACUGGGUUAACGAAUUCAAAACGUGGGCUCCUAAGAUUGUGACCAUUUUAUAUGAUGGGAAAAUGGAUCAAAGGAAGGCAAUGCGGGAGAAAUAUUCACGAGAGUACAAGUUCAGCGUGAUGAUUACUCAUUAUGAUUUGAUAAUGCGAGACAAGGCAUAUCUGAAGAAAAUUCACUGGCAUUACAUGAUUGUUGAUGAGGGGCAUCGGUUGAAAAAUCAUGAGUGUGCACUUGUGCGCACCCUUGUAAAAGGAUAUCACAUUCGGCGUAGACUUCUGUUAACUGGAACUCCAAUACAGAACAAUCUGCAAGAGUUAUGGGCCUUGCUAAAUUUUCUGCUGCCUACCAUUUUUAAUUCGGUGCAGAAUUUUGAGGAAUGGUUUAGUGCACCUUUCGCAGACAGAUGCGAUGUUUCUCUGACAGAUGAAGAACAACUAUUGAUUAUCCGCCGUUUGCAUCAGGUUAUAAGGCCCUUCAUACUGAGAAGGAAGAAAGCUGAGGUGGAGAAGUUCCUCCCCAAGAAAACUCAGGUCAUAUUGAAAUGCGAUCUGUCAGCAUGGCAGAAAGUUUACUACCAGCAAGUCACCGAUUACCGGAGGGUUGGCCAGGAUACUGAAUUAGGCACCUCAAAAAGUCUUCAGAAUUUGUCAAUGCAACUCAGGAAGUGCUGUAACCAUCCAUACUUGUUCGUGGGGGAUUAUAACAUUUGGCAAAGAGAGGAGAUUGCCAGGGCUUCAGGUAAAUUCGAACUGCUUGAUCGCUUACUUCCAAAACUUAAAAAAGCAGGGCACCGAGUUUUACUUUUUUCCCAAAUGACCCGUCUUAUCGACAUUCUUGAAAUUUACCUUCAACUUCACAAUUAUAAGUUUCUAAGGCUGGAUGGAUCAACGAAGACGGAAGAUAGAGGGACUUUGUUGAAGCAGUUCAAUGCACCUGACUCUCCUUACUUCAUGUUUCUAUUGAGUACCCGUGCUGGGGGUUUAGGUCUAAAUUUACAAACUGCGGAUACUGUGAUAAUGUUUGACAGUGAUUGGAAUCCUCAAAUGGAUCAACAGGCAGAAGAUCGAGCACAUCGUAUUGGUCAAAAGAAGGAAGUUAGAGUUUUUGUUCUGGUUAGUGUUGGAUCCGUUGAAGAGGUUAUCUUGGAACGCGCGAAACAGAAAAUGGGUAUUGAUGCCAAGGUUAUUCAGGCAGGAUUGUUCAAUACUACUUCCACAGCUGAGGACAGAAAAGAGAUGUUGAAGGAGAUCAUGCGUAGAGGUACAAACUCAUUGGGAACAGAUGUACCUAGCGAGAGAGAAAUCAACCGCCUUGCAGCACGGUCAGAUGCUGAAUUCAGGAUGUUCGAGUUGAUGGAUGAAGAGAGAAGACAAAGGGAGAAGUACAGAUCAAGGUUAAUGGAGGACCAUGAAGUCCCCGAUUGGGUACACUCAGCUGCAAGGGCAGAAAAAGCUAAAGAGCCAGAACCUGAUAGUGGCUUCUUUACAGGCAAGCGACAAAGAAAAGAAGUUGUUUAUGCUGACAACUUGAGUGACCUACAAUGGAUGAAAGCUAUAGAACAUGAAGAAGACUUGGCAAAACUUGAAGCAAAAAGCAAAAGGAGAGAAACUCUUGCUCCCGAGACCAGUCGAUCAACCAGUCAAAAUGCAAGGGGAUAUCAAAUACUAUCUGAAUCAAGAAACCAUGACGAAUCAAUGGUCAGUGAAGAAGCAUCAGAGUCUACUUACGCCGAACGAACCCCUAAAAGGCUGAAAUCUGUUCCAUUGAGGUUCAGAAUUCCUGUACCUGGAAGUGGUAGUGCCCUGAGAGGUGAUGAUGGGAUCACACCGACGACCCACAAGAGAAAGAGAUGAACUGCAAUAACAUCUGAUGUGUGACAGGCAGCAGACACCUAAUGGUCAGAGGAAGUAGAUGAAUUCUGGCUGAAAUGUUCUUGAAGUCUUGUAAUUCUUAGAUUAGAAAGAGAAAAGAAAAAGAAAAAAUCAAUACAAUUUCUGAAGCCUUAAAUGCCCUUGUACUUUCUGACGUUUUAUGAAAGAGGUCAUUAGAUUUUCUUAAUCA
Papaver somniferum (opium poppy) is the source of this 3616-nucleotide messenger RNA. Its product is annotated as probable ATP-dependent DNA helicase CHR12. Gene Ontology annotation, molecular function: ATP binding; histone binding; DNA binding. The record is from RefSeq and is a predicted model, not a curated record. Lineage: Eukaryota; Viridiplantae; Streptophyta; Magnoliopsida; Ranunculales; Papaveraceae. The transcript has a single exon. The coding region runs from base 109 to 3408 and encodes 1099 amino acids. Gene Ontology annotation, biological process: positive regulation of transcription by RNA polymerase II. Gene Ontology annotation, cellular component: nucleus.